Messenger RNA from Xiphias gladius (swordfish), 2620 nucleotides. RefSeq names its product zgc:153031. Gene Ontology annotation, molecular function: dihydrofolate reductase activity; NADP binding. The record is from RefSeq and is a predicted model, not a curated record. Gene Ontology annotation, cellular component: mitochondrion. The transcript has 6 exons. Gene Ontology annotation, biological process: glycine biosynthetic process; folic acid metabolic process; tetrahydrofolate biosynthetic process. Lineage: Eukaryota; Metazoa; Chordata; Actinopteri; Istiophoriformes; Xiphiidae. Bases 325 to 918 code for a protein of 197 amino acids.
UUUAAGUCUCGUUUAGUGUUUGUCAAUUCUGUUGUUGGCUAUUAAUGCUUGUGUAAUGAAUGAGGACAGCCCCCUUGUGAGACAGUCGAGCUGUUAUCUGAUCAAAGGGAGUGGUUUGGGGUGGUUGGACGCCUAAAAUCCUGAUUCAGGAUGGACUGGAACUUCCCCGUGGCCAAUGGCAGCUGCCGGCCGGUCGGUAGGCGGUGAUAGUUGACUUCUAGCCGCAGUAAAAACGAAAUUGGUCCCACGCAAAGACGCAGUUCCUGUUGCAGGUCUGGAUCCUUUACCCCCCGCCAGGUUGUUUCGUUUGUUCGCCUGUUGAGGAUGGAAAGGGUUCGGGAUCAAGGGCAGAGGAAACCAAUUCGCGUCAUAGCAGCAGUUUGCAACAACAUGGGGAUCGGGAAAGAUGGAACCCUGCCCUGGAAUUUACCGUCUGAAUUCCAGUACUUUCUGAACACGGUCACGAGGGUGUCGAGACCAGGAAAGAUGAACAUGAUGGUCUGGGGCAAACGGUGCUGGUUUUCCAACCCAGAAACAUUGUUCCCAAUGGCUAAUGUUCUGCAUGUGGUGUUGAGUACCACACUGAACACAGUUCCAGAUCAAGCUCACUUCUUGUGUAGAGACUUUGAUAGUGCUAUCCGAUUGGCUGCCGAGCCCCCGCUUGCCGACGUAAUGGAGACCAUCUGGAUUGUUGGUGGUACUCAGGUCUACAAGGACGCAUUGAACCACCCUUGGUGUGACUUGGUUUACCUGACAGACAUCAUGGCUGACUUUGACUGCGACGUUUUCUUCCCUGAGUUUGACAGAGGGCUGUUUAAAGUACAAGAAAGAUUUCCUGAUGUACCGAGUGGCAUUCAAGAGGAGAACUGCAUUAAGUACAAAUUCCAAGUAUUCAAGAGAGAGAUCGGUGCCAUGUAGAUAACACACAAAGAAAAGCAAGAUAUUAUCAGAAAACACUCAGAAUCACUCUGGUGUAUUUUUCUGCUCUUCCUUGAAAACCUUGUCUGCUGUCUGCUGUCAACAACUCCUGGAUAGACUGCAGAGACAUAACUAAAACCCAAACCCACAGUGUGUCGUUGAAAUUUUAAAGAUUCAAGGAAAACCAAAGUCAUGCCACCACUCUUUGUAAUAUUCACUACUGGUCAAACGUUUUAGAAUGCCCCCAUAUCUCUAAUUUUUAUUGAAAUUUCAGCGGUUCAAGUCCAGUGAAUAACUUAAAUGUUACAAGGUUAAGUGGUAAACUGCCCAAGGUAAGAAAAAAAAGUUCAGGUCAACAAAAACUGAAAAAUCAUGUAGUAUGUAUUUCGUAGAAAACAGGCCCUUUUCGGGGAUUAAGAAAUCGAUCAAUUUAAAGCUUCCUGCAGCAAUGGAAGUAAACGAAGCCUUGAAAUUAAUGCAAACAAUUCCUACAGGUGCCCCAACUUUUGUCGAUUACUUACGAACCCUCUGUCUGUACAAAGGCAGUGUUGGAACAAACUGUGUCACUUCACCCUCUAAUGCAUCAUUAAGACAAUUAUUAGGACUGUACUGCAGGAAGUAGCACUGUAUGUUGCUAUGAGAACACUGAGAAAAAGACAAGUAAAAAAGGAAGACCGGCUGGUUGGUCAGGGGUCAUCCUACAGCAAGAUAAUUACUCAGAACAUUAGAAGAACAGAAGUAGAUGGUGGCUUCACAUGGUGGACGAGCAGCAAAGUCUCCAGACUCUGGAGUGGUGGUGCACUGUUCUACCGUGGAAACUACAAGUGCAACACAUUUGUGGGAGCUUCUGCAACAUUGUUGGGACGAACUUUCUUCGCAAUAUUUGAUUUCAGUUGUCACAAGAACGUCACAAGUGUGUUCGGCUGUUAGAUUAAUUGUAGUUCAACAACAAGAUUCCAAGACCCAUUGUUUUUAAAAUCUCCAAUUGUCUCUGUGUUCUGUGACAGCUUACUGUUUUCUCUGUGUUUAAUUUCAGAAACACUGAGACAUUGAAUUAUGUAAAUUUAAAUAACAGCUGGAAAAAUGGAGGUGCUCUAAACCUUUUGACCGGUAGUGUAGUCAAUGAGAAUUCCAGCUAAUGUAAAUAUGACCUUAUACUCUUUUUAAUCCUAAAAACUUGAAACACUGUGAGCACAGACACCCUACAGCAGUCCAAUUUUUUCUUCCCAAUUAUUUAUGUGCAUUUAGUCUUAAAAUGAUUUUUCCCAUUGCUGCUGUUUGGUAGAAUAUUAUGAUCUUUGCCGGUAGCCACCCUCUGCCGUCAUCUUGUCACUCAUCAGCGUCCCUCCUCAGUGACUUUGCAGCUGCACAGAGAGUAUGCUUGUCAGUGAGUCAGUCAGCAGCCUACGUCAUUGACAGCCUGUGCUCUGGGUAUCGCAGCAGAUCUGGUCCUUUUCUAAGCCAACACGACAGAUGCCAAUUUAGAGAGUGAUGAGUGAAUUAUCCUUCUGGUUUGCUUUGAUACUAUAUUGAUUUAUCUUGUCAUUUAGAUAGAUGUAGAGGGAUGAUAUAUCUUGUAAUUUGUUGUGUUUAGACAUGCUUGGAAAUAUUUAUUGCUGAAGGUUUUUCCUGUGUAGUCUUUUGUGAAUUUAGAGGGUUUAUAAUGAAAAUAAAUCAAUUGGAACAUUUUAAUGGAGAAAUA